AUGAUCGUACGCUGCCACGGUCCGCCAGCGUCACGUGUAUUCUCACGACUUGGACGUAUUCGUACGGCUCGAACGAGGACGGCUUUGAAGGGAGUAAGAGCCUUAGACGCGGCGCAGCCUUUUGACGGCGAGAACAAGCAACGGAUGAGGGAACAUAAAAUAAAGUUGAAAAUUGGCAUUAUAGGCUUCGGCAACUUCGGGCAAUUUCUUUCGAAGCACUUCGUCGAUCAAGGACAUACAGUGAUAGCUACAUCGCGAGGCAACUAUUCAGACAUAGCCAAAGAUCUGCGAGUUAGAUUCUACCGAGAUGCCGAUGACUUUUGUGAGGAGCAUCCAGACGUUGUGGUUGUCUGCACGAGUAUACUGUCUACUGACGCGACUCUGAGGAACUUCCCUCUACAGAGACUCAAAAGAAGUACUCUUUUUUGUGAUGUGCUAUCAGUGAAACAGUUUCCAAAGCAACUUUUCCAGCAACUCUUACCACCUGAUUUUGAUAUAUUGUGCUUGCACCCGAUGUUUGGUCCGGAUAGCGGCAAGCACGGUUGGAGAGACUUGCCUCUCGUUUUCGAUAAGGUUCGAAUUGGGACCGAACCUUGCAGAGAAGAACGCUGCGCGAGACUCCUUGGAAUUUUUGAGGCUGCUGGCUGUCGAAUGGUGGAGAUGUCGUGUGAAGAACAUGAUCGCCAAGCGGCCUCUUCUCAGUUCAUAACCCAUACAGUGGGCCGAAUGCUCGGUACGAUGGAGCUUACAGAAACAACGAUUAGCACGAAGGGUUUUGAAUCACUCCUAUCACUUGUCGACAAUACCUACAACGAUUCGUUUGAACUCUAUUAUGGGUUAUUCAUGUAUAACAAAAAUGCAACUGCUGAGCUUUCUCGACUUGAGCUUGCAUUUACAAAAGUGAAGGGUGAGUUAUUCGAUCGUCUGCAUGAACGCAUACGAAACGAUAUAUUUGAGGAAAGUUGA
This is a messenger RNA of Ostreococcus lucimarinus CCE9901, 966 nucleotides long. RefSeq names its product arogenate dehydrogenase, putative (gene Ardh). The transcript has a single exon. Bases 1 to 966 code for a protein of 321 amino acids. Gene Ontology annotation, molecular function: prephenate dehydrogenase (NAD+) activity; prephenate dehydrogenase (NADP+) activity; arogenate dehydrogenase (NADP+) activity. NCBI's taxonomy places the organism in Eukaryota, Viridiplantae, Chlorophyta, Mamiellophyceae, Mamiellales, Bathycoccaceae. Gene Ontology annotation, biological process: L-tyrosine biosynthetic process. The record is from RefSeq and is a predicted model, not a curated record.